AUGCAGCCUCUUCGCAUCCUCUCUUCUGUGGUUCUCAGCCUCACACUAGUAACAGCUUCUCCUGUUCCUGACUCUGCCGUUCAAAUCUCCGACAACGCACAAAUGCUUGGACGAAACAGGUGUCUCUACUCCGGCAAUCAAAUCAAGACAUGCUCCGGUGACGGAGCGGGAGUGUGUUGCACUGGUGACUUGAAGUGUCCAAGUGGUGGAGGUUGCGCUGCCGCUGGUGUCUGCUACUACAACUGUUAA
This is a messenger RNA of Alternaria arborescens, 249 nucleotides long. RefSeq lists its product as hypothetical. The record is from RefSeq and is a predicted model, not a curated record. Lineage: Eukaryota; Fungi; Ascomycota; Dothideomycetes; Pleosporales; Pleosporaceae. Bases 1 to 249 code for a protein of 82 amino acids. The transcript has a single exon.